AUGCUCAACAAUCGGUACGGAGUGGCUUGCUUCUUGUUGGUGGUACAGGGCCUUUCGGACCAGGAACGAGACGGGAAGACGCCAUCGCCUCAGCAAAUGGCCAGCCGGCAUGCGGGACGGACGAAGGCUGGCGGUGAGGCGCUGUACUGCGUAAGAUGA
This is a messenger RNA of Colletotrichum graminicola M1.001, 159 nucleotides long. RefSeq lists its product as uncharacterized. The transcript has a single exon. The coding region runs from base 1 to 159 and encodes 52 amino acids. NCBI's taxonomy places the organism in Eukaryota, Fungi, Ascomycota, Sordariomycetes, Glomerellales, Glomerellaceae. The record is from RefSeq and is a predicted model, not a curated record.